This is a messenger RNA of Pristis pectinata (smalltooth sawfish), 798 nucleotides long. RefSeq names its product chymotrypsin B-like. Lineage: Eukaryota; Metazoa; Chordata; Chondrichthyes; Rhinopristiformes; Pristidae. The coding region runs from base 1 to 798 and encodes 265 amino acids. Gene Ontology annotation, biological process: proteolysis. Gene Ontology annotation, molecular function: serine-type endopeptidase activity. The record is from RefSeq and is a predicted model, not a curated record. The transcript is spliced from 7 exons.
AUGGCUUUCUUUUGGGUUCUCUCCUGCCUUGCCUUCCUCGGCACAGCCUAUGGACAGGGGUGUGGCAUCCCGGCAAUCAGCCCUGUUAUCACAGGCUACGCAAGAAUUGUGAACGGUGAAGAUGCCGUUGCUGGGUCAUGGCCCUGGCAGGUCUCCAUGCAGCAAACAAAUGGCUUUCAUUUCUGUGGUGGCUCCCUGAUCAACGAAAACUGGGUUGUUACUGCUGCCCACUGCAGUGUGAGCACAAGACAUCUUGUGGUUGUUGGAGAAUACAACAAAUGCUCACAGGAUGCCAAAGCUCAAUUUAUCCCAGUCGCUAAGGCUAUUACUCAUCCCAGAUGGAACCCGAAGACCAUUAAUAAUGACAUCACUCUUGUCAAGCUGUCAUCACCUGUAUCGUUCAACUCUUACAUCUCUCCUGUCUGUCUUGCUUCAGCAUAUGAAUCAUUCAGUCCUGGCAAGCUGUGUGUCACUACAGGAUGGGGACUGACUCGCCCCAACGCUUUUGGAACACCUUGCAUCCUGCAGCAGACAUCUCUCCCUCUCCUGAGCAACCGUCAAUGUGAGCAAUACUGGGGCAACAUGAUCUCUGAUGUGAUGAUUUGUGCUGGAGCUUCUGGUGCUUCCUCCUGCAUGGGUGACUCAGGAGGACCCCUCAUCUGCCAGGAGGGAGGAGCCUGGUACCUGACAGGAAUUGUCUCCUGGGGCAGUAGCCGUUGCUCCCCAAGCAUACCCGGCGUUUAUGCCCGUGUGUCCGAACUUCGUAGCUGGAUCGAUCAGACACUUGCCAAUAACUAA